This is a messenger RNA of Melampsora larici-populina 98AG31, 348 nucleotides long. RefSeq lists its product as uncharacterized. The transcript has 5 exons. Lineage: Eukaryota; Fungi; Basidiomycota; Pucciniomycetes; Pucciniales; Melampsoraceae. Gene Ontology annotation, molecular function: GTP binding; GTPase activity. The coding region runs from base 1 to 348 and encodes 115 amino acids. Gene Ontology annotation, biological process: small GTPase-mediated signal transduction. The record is from RefSeq and is a predicted model, not a curated record.
AUGUUUUGCUAUCAACUCCCCCGAUUUCUUAGACAACGUUCAAGAAAAGUGGAUUUCAGAAGUCUUGCCCUUUUACUUGGCUUAACUAUCGUCUUGGUAGGAUGUAAGAAGGAUCUUAGGAAUGACCCGAAAACUAUCGAUGAGUUGCGAAGAACAAGUCAAAGGCCCGUAACAUCUGACGAGGGAAUGGCCGUCGCCCAAAAAAUUGGUGCACAAUGUUACCUCGAAUGUAGUGCUAAGUCCGGUCACGGAGUCCGAGAAGUUUUUGAGCACGCGACUUGGUACGCACUGCUUGCCAAGAAAGGUGGCGGUCGACGCACUCGUGGCAAAGUUUGCAACAUCCUUUAA